GUGGCGGCGCGCCGGCGCGCCGGCGUGCGGCGCGUGCGGCUGGGCCCUUUGGUCGGGGUUGUCGAGGUCGCGCAGAGCUGUGGGCUCUGCCCUCUUUGACAGCACCCCAGUGCGAACAGCUGUCGCCAUGUCGUCGGUGAGCCCCAUCCAGAUCCCCGGACGCCUCCCGCUGCUGCUCACCAACGAGGGCGUGCUACUGCCCGGCUCCACCAUGCGCACCGGCGUAGACUCGGCUCGCAACCUGCAGCUGGUGCGGAGCCGCCUGCUUAAGGGCACGUCUCUGCAGAGCACCAUCCUGGGGGUGAUCCCCAAUACGCCCGACCCCGCCAGCGACGCGCAGGACCUGCCGCCGCUGCACAGGAUUGGGACGGCUGCCCUGGCGGUUCAGGUUGUAGGCAGUAACUGGCCCAAGCCUCACUAUACUUUGCUGAUUACAGGCCUGUGCCGUUUCCAGAUUGUACAGGUCUUAAAAGAGAAGCCAUAUCCCGUUGCUGAAGUGGAACAGUUGGACCGGCUUGAGGAAUUUCCCAACACCUGUAAAACUAGGGAGGAGCUAGGAGAACUAUCAGAACAGUUUUACAAAUAUGCAGUACAAUUGGUUGAAAUGUUAGAUAUGUCUGUCCCUGCAGUUGCUAAAUUGAGACGCCUUUUAGAUAGUCUUCCAAGAGAAGCUUUACCAGACAUUCUGACUUCAAUUAUCCGAACAAGCAACAAAGAGAAGCUCCAGAUUUUAGAUGCAGUGAGUCUAGAGGAACGGUUCAAGAUGACCAUACCGCUACUCGUCAGACAAAUUGAAGGCCUGAAAUUGCUUCAGAAAACCAGAAAACACAAGCAAGAUGAUGAUAAGCGGGUUAUAGCAAUACGUCCUAUUAGGAGGAUUACACACAUCCCAGGAGCUUUAGAAGAUGAUGAUGAGGAUGAAGACAAUGAUGACAUCGUCAUGCUAGAGAGAAAAAUACGAACAUCCAGUAUGCCAGAGCAGGCCCAUAAGGUCUGUGUCAAAGAGAUAAAAAGACUCAAAAAAAUGCCUCAGUCAAUGCCAGAAUAUGCUCUGACUAGAAAUUAUUUAGAACUUAUGGUGGAACUUCCUUGGAACAAAAGUACAACUGACCGUCUGGACAUUCGAGCAGCCCGGAUUCUUCUGGAUAAUGAUCAUUAUGCUAUGGAAAAACUGAAGAAAAGAGUGCUGGAAUACUUGGCUGUCAGACAGCUGAAGAACAACCUGAAGGGCCCUAUUCUAUGCUUCGUUGGCCCCCCUGGAGUUGGUAAAACAAGUGUGGGAAGAUCAGUGGCUAAAACUCUUGGUCGAGAGUUCCACAGGAUUGCACUUGGAGGAGUGUGUGAUCAGUCUGACAUUCGAGGACACAGGCGGACCUAUGUCGGCAGCAUGCCUGGACGUAUAAUCAAUGGCUUGAAGACUGUUGGAGUUAACAAUCCCGUGUUCCUAUUAGAUGAGGUGGACAAACUAGGAAAAAGUCUACAGGGUGAUCCCGCAGCAGCUCUGCUUGAGGUGUUGGAUCCUGAACAAAACCAUAACUUCACAGAUCAUUAUCUAAAUGUGGCCUUUGACCUUUCCCAAGUUCUUUUUAUAGCUACUGCCAAUACCACUGCAACUAUUCCACCUGCCUUGUUGGACAGAAUGGAGAUCAUUCAGGUCCCAGGGUAUACACAAGAGGAGAAGAUCGAGAUUGCCCACAGGCACUUGAUCCCAAAGCAACUGGAACAGCAUGGACUGACUCCUCAGCAGAUUCAGAUCCCACAGGUUACUACUCUUGACAUCAUCACCAGGUAUACCAGGGAGGCAGGGGUUCGAUCUCUGGACAGGAAGUUUGGGGCCAUUUGCCGAGCUGUUGCUGUGAAGGUGGCAGAAGGACAACAUAAAGAAGCCAAGUUGGACCGUUCUGAUGUGGCUGAGGGAGAAGGUUGCAGAGAACAGAUCUUAGAAGAUGCAAAACCUGAAUCUAUCAGUGACACUCCGGACUUAGCCCUACCACCUGAAAUGCCGAUUUUGAUUGAUUUCCAUGCUCUGAAAGACAUCCUUGGGCCCCCGAUGUAUGAAAUGGAGGUGUCGGAGCGGUUGAGUCAACCAGGAGUGGCAAUAGGUUUAGCUUGGACCCCCUUAGGUGGGGAAAUCAUGUUCGUGGAGGCAAGCCGAAUGGAUGGCGAAGGUCAGCUAACUCUGACUGGCCAGCUAGGGGACGUCAUGAAGGAGUCUGCCCAUCUUGCGAUCAGCUGGCUCCGCAGCAAUGCGAAGAAAUACCAUCUGACUAAUGCUUCUGGAAGUUUUGAUCUUCUUGACAACACAGACAUCCAUCUGCACUUCCCAGCUGGUGCUGUCACAAAAGAUGGACCAUCUGCUGGAGUUACCAUAGUAACCUGUCUCGCCUCGCUUUUUAGUGGGCGGCUGGUGCGUUCAGAUGUAGCCAUGACUGGAGAAAUCACACUGAGAGGUCUUGUUCUUCCACUGCUGGUAAACAUGUGAGCAAGACGCCCCUCCAGGAGUACAGAAAAGGUAAGGGAGACUUCCCGGUCAUGAGAAGUCAGGGUGCUCAUAGCCUUUCCCCCAGAAGCAAAUACGAUUUUUAACAGAGGCCCCUCCUGGGCACCUUCUGUUCCUACGCAUGUCCGAGUUCAAGUUUUCAAGAAGCGAAGGUAAGUGCCCUGCUCUAUAACACUCCAUUUCACUCUUCCGAAGCACCGGCCACCGCAGCAGCAGAGAAAUGAAGCCUCUCCCGUCCCAGCAGAAGUCGACCACACCUCCCUGCGAGCUCAAAUUCGCCUGCGUUUCCAAAAAUGGGCGCCAUCACUGAGCUGUCCUCCGCUGGGCCCUAAACCGUCAGUCUUGCAAGUCUGUCUUCCUCACAUUCGUUAGCUAGCCAGCUUGGGUGAAGGACGGGGCUGUAGAGUGCGAGGAGGCUGGAGUAAGCGCGCCCUCGGAGCCAGCUCUGGAGCUACGAUAGGGUCCGACCCGCCGGGAGAGCCACGCGGAGCCCAGGGCUGGGGCCUGGCCGCUGCUGGGCAAGCCUGCUCCAGCCCGCAGUGCCAGCCGGCCCCAGGCUCGCGGCGCAGCUAGCAUGGGGCGGGGCUGGCGGGGCGGGGCCUGCAGGGGCGGGGCUGACGCUGUGGGCACGCCUGCAAGCUCCGCCCUCCCAGCCCAGGACUGCCCCGGGGCAUUGCGCAGCGCACCUCCAACCCUACCCUUGACCCCCAGCAACACUGCGACCUCAGCAGUUCCACAAGCUUACAUUUAGAUUGAAACAUGCCUUUCUGUAGAACAAAACAGAUACUGGCAAUUUUGUAUGAUUUCAACCUAAGACCUACACAGGGUAUAUGGGACAUAUAUGGCCAGACAAGUGCUCUCCUCCUGGUUAACCAUGUGAACAUAGAGUAAAAGCAUUCUCCGCACUUCAUUCACUAUUUACCGGGCGUCAACUACCGUAUUUCCUCAGUUCUAACUCACUCCUCUACUUCUACCCCUGUUGGCACCAUACUUGCAACUCCUUCUCUCCCUUCGAAAAGAUUGCAGUGAGAGUAGUAAACACUACAUAACCAUAUUAAACUCCUUCAACCUCCAAACUGAGAUUAUACUCUCUUCCCACUCUGGGAAAACCAUCUUAAAUGGCCUCAUUAAACAGAGAAGCUUGUUGUGUUUUUAAAGAAGCAUUACCCGUGCCCCAAUAAAGUCUUGGGCCUCAGAUUUGCACUGCGUCAGGUAGUACACUCCGGGGUUUAACCUGUCAUUACAUCAUGCUUACAGGGCAGCCUUCACACGCAGCAGGAGCUGUAGUGGGAGUGAACUCUGUGCAGUAAGUUGCAGAUUACCCACUUUCCACAUCAAAUCUUAAUUCUAAUCACUUCCCAGCCCUCUUAAUAGUGUGUUCAAACACUUCAACCUCAUUUUAAUAUUAGGCUACACAAAACAUCAUUAGGAAUAGAAAUAUCAUUAAAAUUAGAUAAAGACUGUUCACUGACAAAUUAUUACUUAAAUUUUUAUUUUCUAAUAAAUAUUCAUUCUAGAAAGGUCUCAGGUUUCUAGGGCAGGAGACUCCAAAUGUUUUAGGCAGGGAAACUCUUUCCAAACAGUUAAAACUGAACCGAAAUGUAUAAAACAAGUCAAAGGGAAGGAAUGAUUCUGAGAAAAAAAAAAUCAUUUUUCCCAAACUUCCAAAGGAUCUGUUACAGAGACUUAUAGCACCAUCUGAAAACCAUUAACCUACACACAAACCUCUCAACAAGUGAGUCAGGACAAUAAAAGCGUAGGCAUUCUGGAGUCACCUACACACAGUUGGAUUCAAACCCAGUCUUCACCACCUGCUCAGCCAUAAAACUGGGACAGUAUUUCCAGCCUCACACAGAUUUUGUCUGGAUUAAGGGAGAUGGGUAAUUUAUGUAUAUCAUAGAUGGUACAUACUCCAAAAUAUAUAUUCACCCGACAUCUCCAAACUUUCUCGCCUUGCUUGAGGUCACCUACUAGUUAGUGGGUUCCAAAAGAUAGUUUAAAUGUGUGGGUUACAAAAGAUACUUUAAAUGUGUGGGUUCCAAAAGAUACUCUGGAGUUCGUAAAGGUGAUCAAACAUGUCUGCCAAAGAUCAACUGCCAUUUAACUAACCUUUAGCACAAUAAACCUUAAUAAAUUUCUCGACUAGGUAGAAUAUUUACACUGGUUUUACAAAGAGCUUAAAAUUUCACAAAAAUUAUAUUACACUAAGACAAGCCCAUUAAAAAAAAGUUAACAAAAAUCCAAAAUUUAGGAAGAAUGACCUAGUACCUAUACUUUCUAAAGCCUACAUCUCAAGCCCAGUUUGGUAUUAAUUUUGAGUAGACUUUAAUCUACAUCAAAACAUUUUAUAAUCAGCCUUCAAUGCCCUCAGUAAUUUCAGAGCAUUUAAUCAUUGCUUUGUCACAUUAACAUACUUAGAGUAAAAGUGGAUGGACUUAAACUUUUAUUCUUGAUUUCAUGUGGAAAACUUGGUUUCUUUUUAUAAAGGACUGAUGAACAAUUUCUGAUUAGUCAUACCUAAUACCUAGUAAUACACAACAACUAUUUUUUGAAGUUUACACAAUGUUACUAUGGCAGGCAAAUAAUGCCCCCCUCAAAGAUGUCUGCAUCCUUAACACCGGCCACUGAACCUGUGACAAUGUUAUGUUACAGCAGCAACAGGAAGCUAAUACAGUUACUUACAAAUAAAGGUUUAACAUGGAGAAAUGUACUCACACAUGCAAAAAAGGAUCACAGUGUAUUGUAGAGCAAGUUACAAACAACAUACAGAGGAGGUACAGCCUUGGGCAUGAUAUAGACGUAAUUUUUAGCAAUUUUUUUCUUCAAAGGGGACAAUAAAUAAACUGCUUUAUCAAGACUAGUCUGAUUGAGAGUUGUGAAAACAAGUGUCAAAGUAAGAAGUGAGGGCGCCUGGGUGGCUCAGUUGGUUAAGCAACUGCCUUCGGCUCAGGUCAUGAUCCUGGAGUCCCGGGAUCGAGUCCCGCAUAGGGCUCCCUGCUCGGCAGGUAGUCUGCUUCUCCCUCUGACCCUCCUCCCUCUCAUGCUCUCUGUCUCUCAUUCUCUCUCAAAUAAAUAAAUAAAAUAUUAAAAAAAAAAAAAGUAAGAAGUGAAAUUUGCAUUUUUAAUUUAGUAAAAAAGAUAGGAUGCAAAUAUCUCCAGCCUUCUUUUACUUCUCCAAAAAUUACUCCUAGAAAUGAUAUAAUAUUCACUGUAAAAUAAAGUAUAGGUUCAUAUUAUGAAUUUGUUCUAUUAGGAAUCAAUGGGUUAAAUAAACUCCAUCCAAAACAUUUAAGGGCUUUCAUCCUUUAAGUCCUUUUUGCAAAAGAAGUACUUUCUACAUUUGACAUUGUGAAGGGUAUUAUGCAGAAAAUGUUAUGUUAAAAAUCUAUUUUAAGAUUUACCUCUCACACACUGACAAAAUUAAAUUUAAUCCAAGUCUCCUUAAAAAUUUAACAGCUUAAAAUGCCAAAAGUUAAAAAAAAAAAAAUCAAACUUCAUUAUAAAACAAUAAUGCUAAGGAAAAAAAUUAAACAACCAUUUUUAAUUUCCAAAACUGUAGCAAAGUAAUAUGAUGAAUUUAAAUUGUAUGUAUUUUCCUAAAAUCUCUAUUUUCCUGAAGGUAAUUCUGAAAAUUCCGCUGCUAUAGAAGAAGAGUUACUUAUAUCUAGUAAGACUGGUGAUCUGAAAUGGAGAAAGCCCAGGACAAUAAUCUGGUAAAAUGAUCUGCUGUAAAAACAGAAGUCUGAACAAAGGUGACAGCCCAGUAAAUGGAAAGUGCAAACCCCAAUUCAAAUGUGUAAAGCAAUGUACAUUUGCCUUUUUACUGCAGAAAUCACUCUAUUUUGAGACUUCCACCCCAGUAAAAAAAAACAGCCUAUACUGAAUCAGAACCCACUAGACACUAUGCUAGAUACUGCAGUAUAGUAGCAGAUGAAAUGCAAAGUGGGAGUGAUCUAGAUGCCUGUGAGAGAUCUUGGCAGAAAAGCAGUUGAUGUAUAGGAGUUCAGAGCGCAGAGGAGGAGGCAUUAACACACAAUGCUAUCUGAAAUCACAGGGAAGAGGAGCACGCCUAAAAUAAAAGAAAUCCCAACAUUUAAAGAUUGAAGAGUUCACUGAUGAGAGGCAGUGGCCUAGACUGCAACAGUUCUCAAACUUUAUGGUGCCAACUAAUCAUCUAGGGAUCUUAUUGCAGGUUCUGUCUUAGAAUCAGAAUUAUUCUGAAGCUGGGCCUGAGAUUCUGCAUUUUCAACCGUAGGUGUGGCCAACUGCUGGCUGAGGCUCACAGGAGUAGCAAAAACCUGAACAACCGAAAAGGAAAGCGAAGGUGAGAGAAAAGCAGGAGAGAGCAGUAUCUCAGAAGUCAAGGGAAGGUACAGACAAGAAGAUCUAUAAACACUCACAUGUACAAAUAUUAGAAUAAAGUAUGCUUUAUUAUAUAGAGAACUUGUACUCUUUCUGUAAUCUGAAAAAAAUUAAAAGGCAACAAGCAGACAUGCUUGAACAUGCAAGAAUUCAUGGAAUAUAUAGCACCCAUGAACCCUUCUUAACUGAUUAAAAAUAAUCAAGAAAUGGAUCAAAAUAAGUAAUUUAGAAAUGGUGAUCUGGUAAAAGGUGCAAAUAUAUAAAUAACAAAAAAUCUAUGGUAAGAAGUAGUAAAAAUAAUGGCACAGUCAACCAUGUGGAAUCUGCUGAGAGGUCAAGUAUGAUCAUGCCUAACAGGUGUUCAUGGGUUGGCAUUAUAGAAGUUUCUGGUGACCUCUGCAAGAGCAACCUUGGAGAUGAGAUAUGGCUGGUGCAUAAAUCAGACCAAAGGAGACUGAAGAGAAUGCUCUGUUAACAAAAAGCAUGGCUGUGGAGAGAGGCAAGUUAGAGAGUGGCUGAAAGGCCCAGAGAAGUUGUCCACUUGGUUCCUUUUUUUCUUUUUUAAAUGGGAGAGACCAGAAUAUAGUGAAUGCUGAUAGAGUCCAGAAAAGAGGGUAGUAAUCCCAAGAAAUGGAGCUAUGUGAUAAAAUAAAAUUCUUGGUGAUGGGGGAUUCAAAAGUCAAGACAGAGUGACUAGACCUUUUUAGAAGAAAUACUUUCUCCAUGGUAAGAACAAAGAAGACAGAAGAUGUCUAGCUCAGGAAGUUGGAGGUUAAGAAAGUUUCAGUCUGAGAGUUUCCAUAGUCUCAGCAAAGUCUCUGCAUAGUCAUUCUCUUUUGGUGGGGGGACGGGGGGGGGGAAGAGAAGAUGGUGUAUCAGCACCAAGUCACGGCAGAGUGUUUUUUAUGAAUUGGUUGGGUCUUUUGGUAGGAUAUUGAGGAUAUAGUCAAAAUAUGUAUGUGUAAGUCAUUACCUUAGGUCCCAAAAAAUCUCAACUG
This is a messenger RNA of Mirounga angustirostris (Northern elephant seal), 7860 nucleotides long. RefSeq names its product lon peptidase 2, peroxisomal (gene LONP2). NCBI's taxonomy places the organism in Eukaryota, Metazoa, Chordata, Mammalia, Carnivora, Phocidae. The coding region runs from base 128 to 2482 and encodes 784 amino acids. Gene Ontology annotation, cellular component: peroxisomal matrix. The record is from RefSeq and is a predicted model, not a curated record. Gene Ontology annotation, molecular function: ATP hydrolysis activity; serine-type endopeptidase activity; ATP binding. Gene Ontology annotation, biological process: protein processing; protein catabolic process; protein targeting to peroxisome. The transcript is spliced from 15 exons.